Messenger RNA from Colias croceus (clouded yellow), 1189 nucleotides. RefSeq names its product intraflagellar transport protein 57 homolog (gene IFT57). The record is from RefSeq and is a predicted model, not a curated record. Bases 59 to 1189 code for a protein of 376 amino acids. Gene Ontology annotation, biological process: non-motile cilium assembly; intraciliary transport. NCBI's taxonomy places the organism in Eukaryota, Metazoa, Arthropoda, Insecta, Lepidoptera, Pieridae. The transcript has a single exon. Gene Ontology annotation, cellular component: intraciliary transport particle B; centrosome; cilium.
UUUUGUAAAAACAAAUAAAGUAAAAGGAAUAAAAUUUAUUCAGAGCCUUAAUGUCAAUAUGGAUCUGAACAUAAUGGACAAAUUGCGGCUAUUGAAAAUAGACACGGAAUUGCGACCGCAAAUUAAAAUGAAGCCAAUGAGCCGGUACUACUUUGUUACGUCCACAAAUCCGGGUGAACAGUUCUUUGUCUUUGCAUCGACAGCUGCUUGGCUCAUACGAAAAACGGGAAGAGCUUUUGAGCAACCAAAUGAAGAAGACGACCCUAAUGCUAUAAUUGCUAUGAUUGUAGAAACCUUAAGAGAAAAAGAGAUAGCUGUAGAUUUCUCCUCUCAUAAGCUAAAACAGGGUUAUGGCGAGCAAGUCAGCUAUAUUCUUAACGUCUUAGCUGACGAGGCGUUGAAGGCAGAAAAUUUCGAAUGGCAAAAGCCUAUUGUAGAUAUCCCUGACACAGAAGAAUCGGUGGACGACGUUGACCAAGUUGAAGAUGAAACAGAGAUCACUCUUGACAAAGUUGAAGAAGAAAUGGCCAUUUAUUCUGAAGAGUCAGAUGCUGAACAAUUUGGUGAUGUGGAAGAGAAGGACUCUGAAACAUUAGGGAAUAAAAUUUAUGAUGAAGAAGCUUGGAAACUAGAGUUGGAAAGGGUAGCACCAGCCCUAAGGAUGAAAAUUUCAGCGGAUGGGAGAGACUGGCGUACGAGACACUCACAAAUGAAGGUUUAUAAAGACGAAUUAUGUGAGCGGUCUAAAACAACUGGUACACAACUAAACAAAUUUUACAAUAACAUUACUUCUGUCAUGGAAAAAAUAGCAGCCAGAGAGAAUAUCCUUAACGAACGAUUCCAACCGCUAGUACGUAAGUACGGUAUGCUGUUGGAUGAAUUGAAUAAAGUCACAAAUGAGUAUAAAGAAGUUAGUGUAGGAGUGACAGAGAGGCAAGAAAUGCUUAACGAGAUUACAGGUAAAAUAGAGAAUAUAAAGCAGAGGACGGAAUCACGAGGAUCCUCAAUGAACGACAACGCUCCAUUGGUAACUGCUAAGAAAGCUUUGGAAACAUUGAACAAGGAUAUCCAGGAAUUAGACUUUCAAAUAAUCGUGCUUCUGUGGAUGCUGAUUUCAAAAGAGAAUCCCAAAAGCAAUAACUUUUUGAUGAAUUCCGAACCGAAGAUGAUAAUGAAAGCAGGUUAUUAG